Messenger RNA from Athene cunicularia (burrowing owl), 948 nucleotides. Its product is annotated as sulfotransferase 6B1-like. Gene Ontology annotation, cellular component: cytoplasm. NCBI's taxonomy places the organism in Eukaryota, Metazoa, Chordata, Aves, Strigiformes, Strigidae. The coding region runs from base 1 to 948 and encodes 315 amino acids. The transcript has 7 exons. Gene Ontology annotation, biological process: sulfation. Gene Ontology annotation, molecular function: sulfotransferase activity. The record is from RefSeq and is a predicted model, not a curated record.
AUGAGCAGAAGUAGGGGAAGAGUCAUAGAAACAGUGGAAAAUGUUUUUUCACAGAGUGAAAAUAUUGCCUCAGAAGACAUGCUGUUUUCCUACAGAGGUAUUUUAUACCCUGCUCUAAUUAGCAGCCCAGAAACUUUGGAAGCUCUGAAAUCCUUUGAAACCAGGAGCGACGAUGUGAUUCUAGCAGGCUAUCCUAAAACAGGAACUAACUGGGUUGGCCAAAUCAUUGAGGAGUUGGAAUCAACAGAUGCCAAAUACACAGAAGAAGAAAUGAAAGAGAGAAUAAAUGCUGAAAAGAAGCUAGAGACAUUUCCACGUCUGGAAUUUGGAGAUCCUGGGAUAUAUGAGAGGAUGAAGAAACUGCCUUCCAGAAGAAUUAUAAUAACACAUCUACCACCUCAUCUUCUGCCCCCAUCCAUUCUCCAAAGCAAGGCUAAGAUCCUUGUGCUAAUUCGGAAUCCCAAAGACACAGCUGUCUCCUAUUACCACUUCUACAACAACAUGCCAGUGCUGCCGUCCUUCUCCUCCUGGGAUGAGUACUUUUCAGCCUUCAUGAAUGGGAAAUUGGCCUGGGGAUCCUACUUUGACCACUUACUGGAAUGGAACAAAUACAUUGACCAUGAGAGGAUCAUGAUAAUAAGCUAUGAGGAACUCAAAGAGGAUCAGGUAUUGGGAAUGAAAAGAAUUGCUGCCUUCUUUGAAUUCUCCCUGUGUGAAGAAGAUUUUCCCAGAAUAGCCAAGAAGACCACUUUCCAAGCUAUGAAAGAGAAUUCCAAGGAAACCCAUGGAAAGUUCGGGGACAUCCUCUUCCGGAAGGGGGUUGUUGGGAACUGGAAAGACCUCUUCUCUAAAGUUCAAAAUGAAGAAAUGGACCGAAAAUUUGAAGACUGCCUAGGAGGAACAAAGCUGGCAGCACAGAUGAAAUAUGAUAUGUACUGCAAGGCCUGA